AUGGUCACUGAAGACGACAGACGCUGGAAGCCAGGUUUGUAUGGCCUUCCACGAAGAAAUGGAAAAUUAAAAGACAUCAGCCACUUUGAUGCAGCGUUUUUUGGGGUUCACCCCAAACAGGCCAACACGAUGGACCCGCAGCUGCGGCUGAUGCUGGAAGUGUCGUAUGAGGCCAUUGUAGACGCAGGACUGAACCCAGGCUCCCUGCGGGGCACUAAGACAGGGGUGUACAUUGGGGUCAGUGGUUCGGAGGCGGGCGAGGCCUUCAGUAAAGACCCAGAGGAGCUGCUGGGCUACAGCAUGACCGGCUGCCAACGUGCCAUGCUAGCUAAUCGACUCUCCUACUUCUUUGACUUCAGCGGUCCAAGCACAGCCAUCGACACGGCGUGUUCCUCCAGUUUGUUGGCGUUAGAAAAUGCUUUCCACGCCAUUCAUCUGGGUCAGUGUGAAGCUGCGCUGGUCGGAGGAGUCAACCUGCUGCUCAAACCCAACACCUCAGUCCAGUUCAUGAAGCUGGGAAUGCUCAGUCCAGAAGGAACCUGCAAAUCCUUUGAUGCCUCAGGAAAUGGUUACUGCCGCUCAGAGGCCGCUGUAGCCGUACUGCUAACCAAGCGUUCAGUGGCAAAGAGAAUGUAUGCCACUGUGGUCAAUGCUGGAAACAACACCGACGGUCACAAAGAGCAGGGGGUGACGUUCCCUUCAGGGCAGAUGCAGCAGAGGCUGGUGAGCUCUCUUUAUGAGGAGGCCGGAAUUUGCCCAGAGCAAGUGGAGUACAUAGAAGCUCAUGGCACUGGCACUAAGGUUGGUGAUCCACAAGAAGUGAAUGGCAUUGUUGGUGUGUUCUGUGAUAAAAGGACAGAACCUUUGCUCAUAGGUUCCACCAAGUCCAACAUGGGCCAUCCUGAACCGGCCUCAGGUUUAGCUGCUCUGGCAAAGGUGGUUCUGUCUUUGGAGAAAGGCGUAUGGGCUCCGAACCUCCACUAUUCUAAUCCAAACACUGAUAUUCCAGCUCUCACAGACGGGAGGCUCAGAGUUGUGGACCGGCCGAUUCCGGUCAAAGGUGGCAUUGUGGGAAUCAACUCAUUUGGUUUUGGAGGUUCAAAUGUCCAUGUGAUUCUUCGUCCGAGUAACUGCAGGAAAGUAGAGGGCAUAAAGAGCGCGACUCGAGUGGUUCCGGCGUGUGGACGCACAGAGGCGGCUGUCAGGGUCCUGCUGCAGAAAGCCCAGGAGCACUCUGAAGACCCCGGCUUCCUGUCUCUGCUCACGGACAUCUCCUCUGCUGCUGGGAUGGCGUUCAGAGGAUACACGGUGCUGGGUUCUGAGCCCAACAUCAGCGAGGUUCAGCCGACACAGUCUACGCACCGCCCAGUCUGGUACAUCUGCUCAGGCAUGGGGACCCAGUGGACUGGGAUGGGUCAAAGUCUGAUGCAGUUAUCAGACUUCAGAGCCUCUAUCCUGCGCUCAGACAAAGCCUUGAAGAAGACGGGGUUGGUUGUUUCAAAGAUGCUCAUGGAAGCCACUGACGACACUUUUGAGGACACAAUAAAUGCCUUUGUGGGCCUCGCCGCUAUUCAGAUUGCCCAGAUCGACCUGUUGAAAAAGAUUGGCCUGCAGCCUGAUGGUAUUGUGGGACACUCUGUGGGAGAGUUAGCUUGUGGCUACGCAGACGGCUCAUUAAGUCAAGAAGAAGCUGUUCUGGCUGCAUACUGGAGGGGGCGCUGUAUCAAAGAGGCCAGCCUCCCCCCUGGAGGCAUGGCUGCUGUGGGCCUGACGUGGGAGGAGUGUAAGGCUCAGUGUCCUAAAGGAGUGGUUCCGGCCUGUCACAACGCUGAGGACACAGUCACAAUCUCUGGCCCCCAGGAUGCAGUUCACCGGUUUGUCCAGGAGCUGAAAGAGAAAGGAGUGUUUGCCAAAGAAGUCCGCAGCGCCGGUGUGGCUUUCCAUUCAUACUUCAUGGCUUCCCUCGCUCCGGCGCUUCUAGCUGCUCUACAGAAGGUGAUCAAGAAGCCUCGGACCCGCUCUGGUCGCUGGGUCAGCACCAGUAUCCCUCAGUCUGCAUGGGACACUCCUCUGGCCUUGUCCAGCUCUGCAGAGUACCAUGUCAAUAACCUGGUGAGCCCGGUGCUUUUCCAGGAGGGUUUGAGUCUGGUGCCAGAGGAUGCAGUGGUGCUGGAGAUCGCACCUCACGCCCUGUUGCAGUCCAUCCUGAAGCGCAGCCUCAAACACACCUGCUCCAUCAUUCCACUGAUGAAACGAGGCCACGUCAACAACCUGGACUUCUUCCUCUCCAGCAUCGGGAAGGUCCACAUGAGCGGGAUCAACGUGGACUGUAACAAGCUGAGCCCGCAGACCCCGUACCCAGUUCCAGUGGGGACGCCUCUGCUCUCACCUCUGGUGGAGUGGGAUCAUGGUCAGACUUGGGAUGUUCCCACAGCUGCAGACUUCUCCUUCAGCAGCGGGGGAUCCAACUCUGCCAUUGUCUAUAACAUUGACAUAAAUCCGGAGUCUCCUGACUACUACUUGCUUGGACAUUGCAUCGAUGGUAGAGUCCUGUUCCCAGCGACUGGAUACCUGGUCUUAGCCUGGAGAACCUUGGUGAAAAGCUUGGGGAUGGUUCUGGACAGCACUCCUGUCACAUUUGAAGAUGUGGCCAUCCACAGAGCCACUAUUCUGCCUCGAACUGGCGCUGUGCAGCUCGAGGUGCGUCUUAUGUCUGCUACUCAUACGUUUGAGGUUUCUGAGAAUGAAAAUUUAACAGUUAGUGGAAAAGUGAGGCUUUCAGAGGACACGGAGUUCCAUUCACUGGGUCAACACAUAAUGUCAGCCAAUGACAUUGAGACUGACCCCAAACAGAAGCUGAAGGCUCCAGACAUCUAUAAAGAGCUACGGCUGCGGGGCUAUGACUAUAAAAAGACUUUCCAGGGCAUUUUGGAGUCAAACAUUGCAGGGGACAGGGGGGCGCUGCAGUGGACUGGGAACUGGGUGGUCUUCCUGGACACCAUGUUACAGAUGAUUGUGCUUGGUUUACCGGGACGCGGCCUGCGCCUCCCCACCAGGAUCCGCUCUGUUCAAAUCAACCCUCAAGCCCAUUUGGAGAAGCUGUGGCAGUAUGCUGAUGAUAAACAAGCUGUAGGCAUCAGUGUAGAUCACUGUGUGGAUGUGAUCGUUGCUGGAGGAGUUCAGAUGAGUGGACUUCAUGCUACUGUGGCCCCUCGCCGACAGCAGCAGCAGAGCCCUCCUACUCUGGAGGAUUUCUGCUUUGUUCCUUACAUGAAAACUGAGUGCCUGAAAGAGAGCCAACACUUGUCAGACCAAAUGAAUCUCUGCAAAGGAUUGAUCCAUAAACUGCACUUGAAGCUGAAGCCACAUGGUGUGGCCCUGAGUGUCCCGGGAGUAGAGAGUGUGUCUGUCAGCCCUGUGCUCGACCCUGUGCCCUCUGAAGCUGGUCUGCCCCGGCUCCUCUCUCUGCUGUGUGCUCUAGAGCUAAACGGAAACUUGGAGUCUGAGAUGCAGCAGCUGGUGGAGAAGGAGAGGUCCUGUCUGCUCCAAGACUCAUUGAUCCAGGGCCUUCUGAGAGAUGCUGCUUUCAGGCACUGCUUGGACACAGCUCUAGAAAACAGCAAGCCCGGCAAACUCAGGGUGAUUGAAGCUUUCUCUGAAGAGGGACAACUUUUCUCCCAUGUUUUAUCUCUCCUCAACAUUGAGCCCAUGUUGCAAGUGGAAUACACUGCUACUGCGAUGCGCCCUGAGCUCCUGAGCCCCUUCGCAGAGAAGCUGGAGGAGCUGGGGGUGGGCUCCUCACAGUGGGACCCUUGGACAGGUCCUGCUCCAGGAGCCACAGCAGGAGCUGCUGACUUGCUGCUCUGUAACCACUGGGGCCUUUUGCAGAGUGAACCAGAGAAGCUUGUAUCAAACCUUGCUUCUGGGAUCAGAGUGGGAGGGUUUGUGCUGCUGCAUGUGCUGCUGCAGGGGAGCACUCUGGGGGAAACCCUGGCCUUUCUCUGUAGGACCUCCAGCAGUGAGACAGGGGCCCAGCGUGGGAUUGUUUCACUGGCUGAGUGGGAGAGGUGUUUUCUGGAGGCCUCUCUGGAUGUGGUCAGUGUCUGGACGUCAUGUCACGGUUCUGCGUUGCUCCUUUGUCGGCGCCGUGUCUCUGCUCCAGAGCCUGUACUUCUGUCUGUGGAUGACACGUCCUACACCUGGGUGGAGACCCUCAAAUCUCUGCUUUCUGAGCCUUCAAACUGCCCUGUUUGGCUGACGGCCUCUGAGCCUCACUGUGGCGUGGUGGGUCUGGUCAACUGCUUACGUCAGGAACCCGGAGGUGAUCGGAUCCGCUGUGCUUUUGUAUCCAAUCUGGACGAGUCAUCGAUGAUACCGAGCCUUGUUCAGUCUGACGAAGUCAUGCAGUCGCUGCUGCGUAAAGACCUGGUGAUGAAUGUGUGGAGAGACGGCGAGUGGGGGGCCUUCCGACAUCAGCUCCUCACUGACGUUCUGAGAGUGGAGCCCACACAACAAGCGUAUGUGAACGUUUUAACUCGAGGGGACUUGUCUUCUCUGCGUUGGAUCGCUUCUCCUCUCAAGCACUUUACGUCCAAAAACCCAAACUCAAUGUUAUGCAGCGUCUCCUACAGCUCUCUAAAUUUCAGAGACAUCAUGUUAGCCACAGGGAAACUGCCCCCUGACGCCAUUCCAGGCGAUGUAGCCCUUCAGCAUUGUCUGUUGGGGAUGGAGUUCUCGGGUCGAGACCAAAGUGAGCAGAGAGUUAUGGGUCUGCUCCCGGCAAACGGCCUGGCAACAUGUGUGAGUGCAGACAAGAGGUUCCUGUGGACUGUUCCCUCAGACUGGACCCUGGAGCAGGCGGCGUCUGUGCCUGUGGUGUAUGCCACUGCUUACUACUCCCUGGUGGUGCGGGGCAGACUGCGGCCUGGAGAGAGUGUUCUGAUCCACUCCGGCUCCGGGGGAGUGGGACAAGCCGCCAUCGCCAUCGCACUGAGCCAGAAAUGCAAAGUCUUCACCACAGUUGGCUCAGCAGAGAAGCGAGCGUACUUACAGCAGAGGUUUCCACAACUCACUGAGGAAUGUUUUGCCAACUCCAGAGAUGCCUCGUUCGAGCAGCACGUGCUUCUCCACACAAAGGGCAAAGGAGUGAAUGUGGUGCUGAACUCGCUGGCGGAGGAGAAGCUUCAGGCCAGUGUGCGCUGCCUCGCUCGCCACGGCCGCUUCCUCGAGAUCGGGAAAUACGACCUGUCCAACAACUCCCCUUUAGGAAUGGCCGUCUUCUUAAAGAACGUCUCCUUCCACGGUAUUUUACUGGACGCUCUGUUUGAGGAGGACAACCCCGAGUGGGAGGAGGUGUCACAGCUGCUGCAGCAGGGCAUUCUGGGAGGUGUAGUCAAACCUCUGAAAACCACAGUCUUUGAAAAGGAGCACGUGGAGCAGGCCUUCAGGUUCAUGGCGCAGGGAAAGCAUAUCGGGAAAGUCCUGCUCAAGAUACGUGAGGACCAGGAUUCCUCGGUCUGCUCCCCGUUGACUCUUCCAGCCAUCUGCCGGACCUUCUGCCCUCCUUCUCUGUCGUACAUCAUCACUGGGGGCCUGGGGGGCUUUGGUCUAGAGCUCGCUCAGUGGCUCCUGGAAAGAGGGGCCUGCAAAAUAGUGCUGACUUCAAGAUCAGGCAUUCGCAACGGAUACCAGCUGAAGCGGGUUCAGGAGUGGAGGUCUCGGGGGAUGGAGGUUCUGGUCUCGACGUGUGACGUGUCCACGAUCAAAGGAACUGAGCAGCUCAUCAGUGAGGCGCGAGCUCUGGGACCUGUGGGCGGGAUAUUCCACCUCGCCAUGGUUCUCAAAGACGGCAUGUUGGAGAAUCUUACUCCUCAACAUUUCCAGGAGGUGAACAAACCUAAGUAUGAUGGAACGUUGAACCUGGACAGAGUCACACGGAGGAUCUGUCCAGAGCUGAGCUACUUCGUGGUCUUCUCCUCUGUGAGCUGUGGCCGAGGUAAUGCAGGGCAGAGUAACUAUGGUUAUGCCAACUCCUCCAUGGAGCGUGUGUGUGAGAAGCGGCAGAGAGACGGUCUGCCCGGCCUCGCCGUGCAGUGGGGCGCCAUCGGGGAUGUGGGCGUGGUCCUGGAGACGAUGGGAGACAACGACACAGUGAUUGGAGGCACUUUGCCUCAGAGAAUUACCUCCUGUUUAGAAGUGCUGGACCUGUUCCUGUGUCUCGGAAAACCUGUUAUGUCCAGCUUUGUGCUGGCGGAGCGUGUGGUGGUCAAAGGCAAAUCUGGCGGUCAGGCCGACCUGGUGGACGCCGUGGCCAACAUCCUGGGCGUGCGUGAUGUAAACAGCCUAAAUGCAGAGGCCACUUUGGCCGACUUGGGUCUGGACUCACUGAUGGGUGUUGAGGUUCGUCAAACUCUGGAGCGAGAUUAUGAUCUCGUCAUGACCAUGAGGGACAUCCGGCUACUGACGAUCAACAAACUGCGUGAGCUAGCUACCGGCAGCGGGUCCACAGCCAAAGAUGUGUCGGACUCGUCAAAGGGAGGGCUUGCCUCAGUGUUGGGCUCUGACAUCAGCAGCCUCCUGAUGGACCCUCAGGGCCCCACACUGACUGCAGUAAACUCAGUGCAGAAUCAGGAGCGGCCGCUGUUCCUCGUGCAUCCCAUCGAGGGCACGGUGUCGGUCUUCAAGGCCUUGGCGUCCGAGCUGCGACUGCCCUGCUACGGCCUGCAGUGCACCAUGGCUGCCCCCAUGGAGAACAUCCAGUCCCUGGCGGCCUACUACCUGUCCUGUGUGAAGCAAGUGCAGCCAGACGGACCGUACAGACUCGCUGGAUACUCCUUUGGAGCCUGUGUGGCUUUUGAAAUGUGCUGUCAGCUACAAACACAGGGCGCCACGGUGGAGUCUCUCUUCUUGUUGGACGGAUCACACUCCUUUGUAGCAGCAUAUACUCAGAGCUACAGAGCCAAACUCACCCCAGGCAAAGAGUCAGAGGCAGAGACUGAGGCUCUGUGUGCUUUCAUACAGCAGUUCACGGGGAUGGAAUACAAUAAGUUGGUGGAGGCUCUCCUGCCGCUCUCAGACCUGGACGCCCGAGUGACCACCGCUGUGAACCUCAUCACCUCCAGUCACAAGGACCUGAGCCCAACGUCUGUGUCCUUCGGCGCCACCGCGUUCUACAGCAAACUAAAGGCUGCCGAAAGUUAUGCACCAACCACAAAGUAUCGAGGCCGGACUGUGUUACUGCGAGCCGGGACCAGCAGCCACUACGAGCAGAGUCUGGGAGAGGACUACAAGCUCCAUGAGGUGUGUGACGGUCCCGUGUCGGUGCAUGUGAUCGAGGGGGACCACCGCUCCAUCCUCCAGGGCCCAGGCCUCACCUCCAUCUGCAGCAUCAUCCACAGCUCGCUCUCUGGAGACCCCCACACGGCAGCGCACUAG
Molecule: messenger RNA, 7434 nt
Organism: Knipowitschia caucasica
Lineage: Eukaryota; Metazoa; Chordata; Actinopteri; Gobiiformes; Gobiidae
Source: the annotation of a GenBank genome assembly